AUGGCGGUGGUGUGGGGGGUGAGAGAGGGCGGAGACGAGGGUGGUGUGGGGGGUGAGAGAGGGGCGGAGACGAGGGUGGUGUGGGGGGUGGAGAGAGGGGCGGAGACGAGGGUGGUGUGGGGGGUGAGAGAGGGGCGGAGACGAGGGUGGUGUGGGGGGGUGAGAGAGGGGCGGAGACGAGGGUGGUGUGGGGGGGUGAGAGAGGGGCGGAGACGAGGGUGGUGUGGGGGGGGCGGAGACGAGGGUGGUGUGGGGGUGAGAGAGGGGCGAGACGAGGGUGGUGUGGGGGGUGAGAGAGGGGCGGAGACGAGGGUGGUGUGGGGGGUGAGAGAGGGGCGGAGACGAGGGUGGUGUGGGGGGUGA
Knipowitschia caucasica is the source of this 363-nucleotide messenger RNA. NCBI's taxonomy places the organism in Eukaryota, Metazoa, Chordata, Actinopteri, Gobiiformes, Gobiidae. The record is from the annotation of a GenBank genome assembly.